CCUGCCUCUGCUGCUGACGUCUUUUAUACUACUUUUUUAUAAGGCAAAAAUAUGUAUCUGACAACAAAGUGAUUAUUCCAGCCAGAGACACUCGUGUCACCUGUGCAGACUUUAAAACAGCGAAAAGGAGAGAUUCUACUUGCUUCUUUUUUUAUUAUUUAUUAUUGUUUUUUACCUUUGGGGCGUUGAGUGGGGGCAUUUUACACAAAUUAAACAUGCUACUCUGCUUCGCCCUAUAAGCAUCUAGGAGCCUGUGCUUACCAAUCAAUUGGUACAGUCAAACAGAGCCGCUGCUGCGUUAGAGUGGAGACCUUCAGUCUCGCCGUAUUUCUGGAUAUUGGGGGACCUCUCUACCAUGUCAUAUCCACAAUUUGGAUAUCCCUACUCGUCUGCUCCACAAUUCCUGAUGACAACCAACUCUCUGACCACUUGCUGCGAGUCCACCGGCAGAUCCAUCGCCGACUCCGGAGUAGCGGCGUCCGGACAGACACCAGUCUACUGUCCCGUGUACGAGAGCCGGCUGCUGGCCACAGCGAGGCAUGAACUGAGCUCGGCCGCGGCGCUGGGAGUGUACGGGAGCCCGUACACCGGCGGCCAAGGCUACGGGAAUUACGUUACAUACGGCACGGACGCCUCGGCUUUCUACUCCCUGGGAACAUUCGACACUAAAGAUGCCACAGCUUCUGCGCAUGCGGGAAUAACACAGGCAACAGCCUACUACCCCUAUGAUCCAACCCUGGGACAGUAUCAGUAUGACAGAUAUGGUUCCAUGGACGGAGGAACGAGGCGGAAGAACGCCACGCGUGAGACGACCAGCACGCUGAAGGCCUGGCUGCAGGAGCACAGGAAGAACCCCUACCCAACCAAAGGGGAGAAGAUCAUGCUGGCCAUCAUCACCAAGAUGACCCUGACGCAGGUCUCCACAUGGUUCGCCAACGCCAGGAGGAGGCUCAAGAAGGAGAACAAGAUGACGUGGCCGCCCAGAAACAAGGGCUCAGAGGAGAAGAGAUACGACGACGACGAGGAUGGCUCUCAGGAGGAGCAGAUAAAAAGCGAGAAUAAUGAUGAUGAGACCAGGAGUCGGCCUGACAAGGACCUGCAGCUCAGCGACCUGGAGGAUUUCGACACGCUGGAGUCUGAGAGCUCCGAGUGCGAGCUGAAGCACCGAUACCACCUGAACACGCACAUGUCCACGACGACCAGCGAUUGUCCGGCCGAGCACCUCAUCAAGGACGCGUCCCUGAAGAUCCCCAUCCCGGUGUCCCUCGGAGCGGAGCAGGACUUGAGCAAAAGCUGCCUCAAAACGAGCCCGGAGGAUUUCCAGGCGGACAGCAGGCAGCAGAAGGUGUGUUACAACCAGCAGCCAGCAGGACACCAGAUACUAGACGGGAAACCCCGGAUCUGGUCUCUGGCCCAAACCGCGACGUCCCUCAACCAGACUGAGUAUCCGUCCUGUAUGCUGAGGUGCCAGCCGCCGCCCUCCUCCCUCACCCCGUCCCCCGCCGCUACCUCACCCGUGACCGGCCUGGACAACAGACAGGACUCGCCGGUCACGACCCUGAGAAACUGGGUGGACGGGGUUUUCCACGACCCCUUGUUCAGGCACAGCACUUUGAGCCAGGCUCUGACCAACACCACCGUCUCUUGGACCACGAACACCAAAGGCGCCAUUCUGGAGGCGGAGCGGAGCGCGGCGGGUCUGCAGCAGCACCAAGACUCCUCCAAAGACAUGAGCUUCCCAAAAACUAUCAACAAACUUUUCUGCUCCUAACAGAACCAAAACGAGCCGUUUAUUGCAAAAAAAGACAGAGACUUCUGGUGACUUGAGUCGGUUGGGAAAGCCUCCAUGAUUCCCCUCAUCCAGUUUUAUUGGUUUUAAAGCAGGUGUAGCCUCAUGCUGUUACACUGGAGUUACAGAUCGAUCAGUUAGGCUUAUUUCAUCCAGCGCACGCACAAAACGUAUCGAAAUGUAAAAGUUUACAUCUUGGAGAGAUAAAAAAAAUACGGUUUACAUGAUUUUUUUUCCCUUUUUAAAUAAUUUUCUUUACCAUGCGCAUGCAAAUGUAACUGAAUAUUAUUUAGGUCUCAGCAGUUGAGUAUCACUAUUAAAAGAAGAAAAAAAGAGUCUCACAAAUGCACUGCUCUCCUGGAAAGUGGAUGAGAGCGUUUCAACUUUGUUCACUGAAAAUAAAAGCAGUCGGUUUCUGAAGA
Acanthochromis polyacanthus (spiny chromis) is the source of this 2211-nucleotide messenger RNA. RefSeq names its product iroquois homeobox 4a (gene irx4a). Gene Ontology annotation, molecular function: RNA polymerase II cis-regulatory region sequence-specific DNA binding; DNA-binding transcription factor activity, RNA polymerase II-specific. Bases 356 to 1771 code for a protein of 471 amino acids. Gene Ontology annotation, biological process: cell development; regulation of transcription by RNA polymerase II; neuron differentiation. Lineage: Eukaryota; Metazoa; Chordata; Actinopteri; Pomacentridae. The transcript has 5 exons. Gene Ontology annotation, cellular component: nucleus. The record is from RefSeq and is a predicted model, not a curated record.